Neoarius graeffei (lesser salmon catfish) is the source of this 9380-nucleotide messenger RNA. RefSeq names its product Rap guanine nucleotide exchange factor 2b (gene rapgef2b). The coding region runs from base 541 to 5331 and encodes 1596 amino acids. Gene Ontology annotation, biological process: small GTPase-mediated signal transduction; positive regulation of ERK1 and ERK2 cascade. Lineage: Eukaryota; Metazoa; Chordata; Actinopteri; Siluriformes; Ariidae. The record is from RefSeq and is a predicted model, not a curated record. Gene Ontology annotation, molecular function: guanyl-nucleotide exchange factor activity; protein binding. The transcript is spliced from 30 exons.
CUCACUAUGGUGAUGGGGGGGGAAACACACAACAGUCUGUCACUUUUUAACAAGCUGAAUUAAGCAUGCACAGACGCGCAGCUUGACGUGCUCACGGAAUCGGACCGGAACUUGACCGACGGGUGGAUUUGUUUUAUUUAUUUAUAUAUUUAUUAAUUUAUUUAUUUCCCCCCCUUUCUUUCUUUCUUUCUUUCUUUCGUUUUAACGCGUCGUGAGAGCCGGAGAUCCUGAACAGGGUGUCAGAAGGAGGGAAACGCAUUUCAUGCAUGCUUUGUGCAGAAGAAAAUAAGCGCACCGGGACGGUUUUUACGCGCGUCAGGGCCGAGUAGAGGUGCGCCGCGGCUGCAGGGUUUGUCUGUUUUUCUUUCCCUUUUUUCUUUCUGUGAGAUCGGAUCGGGCCGGGGAGAGAGCAGUGAGGCCCCGGGGACGCAGCAGGCCGUGUCCCGGGGAAAGAGCCUUCACGCGGGGCCCGGCUGAGACGCACACACUGCGCCGAUUUCCCGGAUUUUCACGCGCUUUUCGGUUUUUCCAUCUGAGACAAUGGCGUCAUACGUGGACAACAGCUUUCGGCAGGCGGUGAUGCUCAACCCAGCCGAGAGGACGCAACAGGAUUUGGAGAUUGUGUAUUCAUAUUUACACGGUAUGGAGGCACUGUCCAAUCUCCGAGAACAUCAGUUAAGGAUGAUGUGUGAAACUGUGCGUUAUGAAAGACAUGAAGCAAAUGAAGUGCUUUACUAUCCGGAUGACAUCGGCAGCUGCUGGUACAUCCUGCUCUCUGGAUCAGUGUUCAUCAAGGAGUCCAUGUUCCUGCCCAGAUCCAGUUUCGGGAAGCGUUCUGCUGGGAGUUUACGUCGCGGAUGCGAGUGUAUCGUUCUGGAGCCGUCCGAAAUGAUCGUGGUGGACUAUAUGGAUGAGAAUGAGGAGUAUUUUCAGCGCCAGGCUUCGCAUCGUCAGUCCCGGAGGAGAUUCCGCAAAAUCAACCAGAAGGGUGAAAGGCAGACCAUCAUCGACACGGUGGAGCCAUACCAAGCGGGCAAGCAGCCCAUAACCCGCGGGUACCACACGCUCCCAGCGGACUUCAGCAGGCUACACCUGGCUGACGGGAUCCACCCCCAGGUGACCCACGUCUCCUCCAGCCUCUCAGGAUGUAGCAUCACCAGUGACUCCGGGAGCAGCAGCCUGUCCGACAUCUACCAGGCCACGGAGAGCGAACCAGGCGACAUGGACUUGAGUGGCCUGCCUGAGACUGCCGUUGACUCUGAAGAGGACGAUGAUGAGGAAGACAUCGAACGCGCCUCUGAUCCACUCAUGAGCCGAGACAUUGUCCGUGACUGCCUGGAGAAAGACCCCAUGGACCGUACAGACGAUGACAUCGAGCAACUGCUGGAGUUCAUGCACCAGCUGCCGGCCUUUGCAAACAUGACCAUGUCGGUGAGGAGGGAGCUGUGUGCAGUCAUGGUGUUCGCUGUCGUGGAGCGAGCUGGAACCAUCGUCCUUAACGACGGCGAGGAGCUGGACUCGUGGUCGGUGAUCCUGAACGGCUCUGUGGAGGUGACGUACCCCGAGGGCCGCACCGAAAUCCUCUGCAUGGGUAACAGCUUCGGCGUCUCGCCCACCAUGGAGAAAGAGUUCAUGAAGGGCGUGAUGAAGACCAAGGUGGACGACUGUCAGUUUGUGUGUAUAGCGCAACAGGACUACUGCUGCAUCUUGAACCAAGUAGAGAAGAACAUGCAGAAGGUCGAGGAGGAAGGAGAAAUCGUCAUGGUUAAAGAGCAUCGUGAGCUCGAUCGCACUGGCACCAGAAAAGGGCACAUCGUCAUCAAGGGUACAACCGAGCGUCUCACCAUGCACCUGGUGGAGGAGCACUCAGUGGUGGACCCCACCUAUAUUGAGGACUUCCUGCUCACCUACCGCACCUUCCUGUCCAGCCCCAUGGUGGUGGGCAGGAAACUGUUGGAGUGGUUUCAUGACCCCAGCCUCAGGGACAAGGUUACACGGGUAGUCUUGCUGUGGGUGAACAAUCACUUCAACGACUUUGAGGGUGACCCCGAGAUGACGCACUUUCUCGAAGAGUUUGAGAACAAUCUAGAGAGGGAGAAAAUGUUUGGGCACUUAAGACUGUUAAACAUAGCUUGUGCUGCCAAAGCCAAGCUGCGCGUGGUGACCCUGACGAAGCCGUCACGCGAGGCUCCUCUGGCCUUCAGUCUGCUCGGUGGCUCAGAAAAAGGCUUCCGUAUCUUCAUUGAGAAUGUGGAGCCGGGUAGCAAAGCUGCCGAAGCAGGCCUCAAACGUGGAGAUCAGAUCCUGGAGGUGAAUGGGCAGAACUUUGAGAAUGUACAGCUGUCCAAAGCAAACGAGAUCCUGCGCAACAAUACACAUCUCUCAAUUACUGUGAAAACAAAUCUCUUGGUGUUUAAGGAGCUUCUGGCUCGACCUGAGCACGACCAAGAACCUGACCACGAAGAAGAGCUGGACAGGAAGAAUGGGGCUCCACACAUUCCCAAGAUCGGGGAUAUUAAGAAAGCAAGUCGCUACUCGAUCCCAGAUCUGGCUGUGGAUGUGGAGCAGGUGAUGGGUUUAGAGAAAGCGAGCAAGAAAGCCAAGGCCAACACAGUGGGCGGGAGGAACAAGCUCAAGAAGAUCUUUGACAAGACUCUGACCAGUAUUCUACCACCCAAGCCGUACAAUGAUGUUGGUGUAGGCCAGUCUCAGGACGACAGCAUUGUCGGAAUGAAGCAGUCGAAACAGAUCCCUCCUGCUCUUCCAGUCAGUGGAAACUUAUCGUCCAGUAAUCCCGACUUGCUGCAGUCUCACCAUCGGAUACUCGACUUCAACAACCAGCCAGAACCCGUCCCUAACAACAUGUCAGACCAGGUGCUGCGUGUCUUCAAGGCUGAUCAGCAGAGUCGUUACAUCAUGAUCGGCAAGGACACUACUGCCAAGGAGGUGGUGGCUCAGGCCAUCCGGGAGUUUGCUCUGACCGCCGCACCUGAAGCUUAUUCGCUAUGCGAGGUGUCGGUCACACCUGAGGGUGUAAUCAAACAGCGGCGGCUUCCUGAGCAGCUCUCCAAACUGGCAGACCGAAUCCAGCUCAGUGGCAGGUACUACCUGAAGAGCAACAUGGAGACGGAGACAUUGUGCUCAGACGAGGAUGCGCAGGAGCUUCUGAGAGAGAGUCAGAUCAGCUUGCUGCAACUCAGCACUGUGGAAGUGGCCACGCAGCUCUCCAUGCGUGCCUUCGAGCUCUUCUGCGCCAUCGAGCCCACCGAGUACAUCGACGACCUCUUCAAGCUGCGGUCACGCCUCCCCGUACCUUCCAGCCUCAAGCUCUUUGAAGAGUCCAUAAACCGAGAGACCUUCUGGGUGGCCACUGAAGUGCUGAGGGAACCCAACCAGCUGAAGCGCAUGAAGAUCAUCAAACAUUUCAUUAAGAUCGCCCUGCACUGCCGCGAGUGCAAGAACUUCAACUCCAUGUUUGCCAUCAUCAGUGGUCUAAAUCUGGCACCCGUGUCCAGACUGCGGGGAACUUGGGAGAAACUUCCCAGCAAGUAUGAGAAGCUCUUUAGUGACCUGCAGGAUCUGUUUGACCCGUCCAGAAACAUGGCCAAGUACAGAAACGUUCUCAACAGCCAGAACCUGCAGCCGCCAAUCAUCCCACUCUUCCCAGUGAUCAAAAAAGACCUCACCUUCCUCCAUGAGGGUAACGAUUCAAAGGUAGACGGCCUGGUGAACUUUGAGAAGCUGCGUAUGAUUGCUAAAGAGAUCCGACAUGUGGGUCGGAUGGCUGCCGUCAACAUGGACCCAGCGCUGAUGUUCCGCACCAGGAAGAAGAAGUGGAGGAGUUUGGGGUCACUGAGCCAGGGCAGUGCCAAUGCAGCUGUACUGGAUGUUACUCAGACAGGUGGGCAUAAGAAGCGUGUAAGGCGGAGUUCCUUCCUCAAUGCGAAGAAGCUAUACGAGGACGCCCAAAUGGCACGCAAGGUCAAGCAGUACCUGUCAAAUCUCACACUGGAGACCAACGAGGAGAGCCUGCAGACGCUGUCUGUCCAGUGUGAACCCUCCAUAAGUACACUGCCCAAGAGCUCAGGGGACAGGAAGAGGCCGGACACUUCACCUGUGGUAGCGCGAGCUGCGAUGCACCCGCGCCAGCAGCUCCAAAAAUCCAACCAGGCCCUGCAGGUGCCCACCGUCGCCCUCUACCCGUCCCGCAAGAAGGUGCCUGUCAAAGACCUACCACCAUUUGGCACGAAUUCUCCACAGUCCCUGAAGAAGAUUCUGUCUCUGUCUGAGGAAGCCGCUGAGAGACACAGGAAGCAGACGGAAGAUGCCGUGUCCAGCACUUCGUCUCCUCCUACAUCUCCUCGCAGCUCCCCAAAGAAAGGUUUAGGAAGAGCGAGUGAUAACCUGUCAGACUCGGGCCACAGUGAGCUCUCGUCUCGCUCCAGCCUGGUCAGCACUUCAUCUCUGGACAUGGGCCAGGACGAGCGGCGUCUCCGUUACGGACACGGGGUCAGCGAUGGUCAUACCGGUGGUCAUGGAGGUCACCGGCUUGAGCGUAGAGCCACAGCUGACCCGGACCAGUACAGCCUUGGCUCGUACUCAUCAGUGCAGGACUGGCGUGGCAUGUACGCUGGCACGGCCAUGCCGUCCUCGCCGAGUUCAGAGGAGUUAAGUCAGGAGCAGGGCGACCGCGUGUCCUUGGACGCUGCAGACUCUGGACGAGGCAGCUGGACUUCCUGUUCGAGCGGCUCACACGACAGCAUCCAGGCCAUGCAGCAGGGCCGGAGCUGGGAGGCGCUGGCUGAGGGGGCGGGGCUAUGGGCCGGCCGAGGCAGCUGGGCGUCGACCUCAUCAUGCUCGUCCUCGUCAGCAGCGUGCUGGGGAGAUGAGUCCGAGGGAGACACGGGAACUAUCAAGCGGAGAGGGGGUAAAGACGUGGGCACCGACCCUGACACCUGCAGCAUCACGUCUACAGGAUCGGAGGAGUCGAAACAGCAGAGCCGUCGGCCGUCUCCCAUCACCGCCGGCACGACCAAGACCAGCCUGCCACGUAAAGAUGGGCGAUACCGUGAUCCCCCUCCCACUCCUCCAGGCUACACGGCUCUGUCCAUCUCGGAGGUGACAGAGGGGACGACGCACGCAACCAGGAAGCCUCCAGACUACACCACGGCGCUACAGCGCUCCCGCCUCGUUACACACUCGCCUAAACCAGGGACCGAGCGUGAGGGAGAGGAAGAGGAGGAAGAGGUAGAGGAGGAGGGUGAGUGCUUAUCUCCCAAACUCAGAGAUCAGAGGAGGAGGGGUCACACAGCAGUGGCCCCCAGGCCAUGAGUCACACACACCACCCUGGCAGGCAGAGGAUGAGCAGGUGUCCGCUGUGUGAACAAGACGACACUUUCUUACUGGUCGGCUCUCGCUGCAGCCACUGAAGGCUUGUGAGGCCUGUCAAAGGCAGACAGACAGCCAGAGCAACCGAUCGUCACCUCGAUGCCACUGCCUGUCUCUCUCCUGAUUGUUGGAUUCAUCUCCCUUCUCUGCCUUAAAGCGUCAUGAGGGGUUUUCUCACCCUGCAUGCUAAAAUACUGUGAAGAAAGGAAGAGAACGUUCAAAACGAAGAAAUUACCUGGCACUUUGGAAAAAAAAAAUCUAAUUAUUUAGCUUAAAGUAGUAAAAAAAAAAAAAAAAAAAAAAAGAUGAACUUGAACCUGAAUUCAAAAUGAACACACAGCGGUGCGACAUUCACACAAACACAAGACUGCCAUUGCCAGUCACUGAUGGACAUUUGCGCCCUUCCUUACACAUUCUCACAAAUCAUUUUUUCUCAUCUGCACUUUUUAAGUAUGUUUUAUAAAGACAAAAUGCACACGAUCAUCUCAGACUUCAUCUCUUUUCAAACACAAAGAUUCUACAUGGUGAAAAUGAGAACCUGUAGGGGAGACAAACACUCAACACUCAAAUAGCUACUUUUUUUUUUGCAGUAUUAAUUGAGUUUUCAAGGUUGGGGGAUGCUGGAGAACUGGAGAUACACACAGCAAGGAGGAAAUGAAGCACGCUGGCGUGACUCUGCGUUUUGGUGCAUCCUGAAGCCUUUCACUACCUACACAGCACCCUGCUUCAGUCCUGAGGGUGCUAUGGAAAUGGAGAGACCUCAGACUUGUGGUUUGGUGGGUUUGACUUCUGUAAACGUCAAGGGGAAAAAGCAGGGCCAAACUGAGGGCUAAACUCAUCAGGAACCAUGAGGUGUGAUUGGUGUGUUCUGGGACUUAUUUUGCUUGGAUUUCAAAACCUAAUCAGUGGAAGGUAAUUGAAAGGUUUUUGAGAUUUGUAAAUCUCAGUUUAUGGGUUUCUUUUCCAUCAUACCCCAUCCCAAGCACCGCUGUCAAUUGUAGAGUUGACACCAAAUUCUGCUGGUGCUCGAGUCCAACCAAAUACCUAGAGUCCUUUACUUUUUUUUUUUAAGGAUGUGAGGUUAUGAAACGUCUCCAGUAGCUAACACCAGGAUUCCAAAAGCGAGAUUUAAAGAAAUCUGAGUUCAGAGUUUUCAUACCUGACCCAUGGGAUCCAUUUUGUGUCUGAUAAAAAAGGGAGGGAUCAGAGUUAAUAAGUUGACACUGAGCUCCAUCGGGUUCUUGACUCCAGGACUCUAGAAAUCAUUGCCAAUUUUGACUUUGUGAAUUUACUUGGGCACUGCAAUAGUUUUGUGCAGGAACCCAAAGACAUUUAUUUUAUUUAUUCCACUUCAGGAGUUUUUGUUACUGCCCCAUGUCCUUUUCGGGGAGAAGGCAAGAUUUCUUUUUUUUUUUUUUUUUACAGGUCUUAUGUAAAGAACAAGGAAAAAUUUUAAAACUUAGGAGCUGAAGUUGCUCCAGUAGCUGGCUGCAGUAAUUCUGGGGCAAGUCUUAGCUUAGAGUUUUUGUUUUUGCCCCAUUGCAUGCACAAAGCAAGAGCUUUGUUUCAGUCUUGUGAGUAGAAGUGACAGAUUUCCCCUGACCUGAAUUGAAACCCAGCCAGCUCCCUCCCAUUUCUAUAAUUCUGUACAGUUUUGCGAGGGUACAGGGUUACUCGAGUAACUGGCUGCAGUUAUCCAGAGGCAAGGUUUUUCUUUUCAUUUGAGAGGGUUUUUUUUGUUCCUGACCUUUUCCACUCUUUUGGGGAGAAAGCAAGACCUUUCUUUGAGGUCCUGUGUAAAUGGAGAGACCAUUUGACUCCACUCUUCAUUACCAUAGCAUUUGACUCCAAUGAACUCCCCUAAAAUUGUUUGGAAUUUUCAAGAAUGUGAGGUUACAGAUUGCUCCAAUGGCAUCUGGAGCUCAUCUCAGUUUAGAGUUUUAGUGCUUGCCCUAUUCCAUCCACUUUGCAGGAAAAGCUGGACCUUUGUUGACCCCAAUCUCUACUUGUGCUUGACCGAGUCAGCUCAACUCACCCCUAUUGGACGACUUCUUGAAAACAUUUGGGUGGUUAUGAGGUGUUUUGCCAGGGGUGUGUGUUGUUUCCCCUGCACCAUCCCACCCAUUUGGAGGGACGUCAAGACCACUGGUGCUUAACUUGCCCAGCUCAUUCCCAUAAGAAUUCUUUACAAAAAAAAGGGAGAUACGAGAUCAUAAGGUUGUUAUAAUCCGCAGUAAUCUUGGCCUUUUGUCUCUGAACUUUCCCUCCCAUUUGGAGGGAAGGCAAGAGCUUGGUUCACCACUCGUGCUCGACACCAUCCAGCUCAUUCCCAUUUAUUGAAGUCUUUGCAUCUUGAGGAUGCAGGUUUCAAUUUUGCUCCAGUACCUGGUUAUUGUAGCCAAGGGGCAAGUUUUUCCCUUGCAACCCACUUGAAAGGAAUCCUGAUCAUUGUUUCAUCCAGUGCUUCAUUUUAAAUUGGUAGGGAACAAAGUUGACACCGAUCUCUAAUGGUACUAUUAUGGUAUUCCCAUUUAUCUGCAAAUUAUCUUCAUGUUUCGUAAUUUUCUGAGGUUUAUAAGGUAUUCUGUACUCAUUUUGAAUGUGCCCUUACAAUUGUUAUUGUUCCACAUGGAUGAAAUGCUACGAGUUGCCUAUCAGAGUGGACUAUCGGCAGAAAAAACUCUGGAAUUGAUCGGACCAUUUUUAUAAGGUAAAUCCCUCCUAUAAUAUUGCGACAAGUCUGUCGACAAACGUGUUUCACUGCUCAAAAUAAAUCUACUGGUAACCGGAUAUAUAUUAAGAGCAUACUGAGGGUGACCCCAAACCGAAACUUACCACAACUACUCAUGACCAUGGUAUGUAGAGACGACCAUCAAGAAAAAUGCCUGUCCAGCCAGUGAAGUCCACACUUGACUGGUGCUCCUUCCAUUCUGAUGCGAGCAUAUUGCGGUUUUUGAGGUGCUGUGUAGGCUUUAUGAAGACGUAAACCUGCUUGUGUCACCCUGCACAUAAAGAAGGGAUCUGGAUCAGAGCUCAAAAGCUCACAAGAACUUUUCGAAACAUGCUUCUGAGACUCCGGUGGUGAAGGAACGCGUUAACCGAGCCGAAGGCUGCCAAGCUGAGUAGAACUCGACCAGUGAGAAGUCACUUUUAUUGUUUAUUUUUAAUCACUGAGUUAAGCUGAUCACAUUGAUCAGUAGUUUAGGACUGAUAUUCUUUGAUGGGGGGUUGGGGAAAAAAGAUUGCAGUGUUUUUCACUGUACCCUGUAAUAUUAUCAUGUCAACAUUUCUUUCUCUUCUUGCUGUAAUUUUUUUGUUUUUGUUUUUUUGUAAUGGUUGCCGUCGUUUAAAAAAAAAGGAUAAUAUUUGUAAAACAGUGGGUAUACAAAUCAUUCACCUCCGUUUGAAUUUUUGAAACUAGUCAUGCUUUUUCUGGCAAGCUGAGUGGAGUCCUCUUUCGAAAAAUAAGUUGCACAAACUGUACAAGCAUAAGAUUAAACCGUAGUAGUUAGCACUGCUACUUUGUUCGAUGUGUGAUGUCAAGUGAGAAGUGUACAUUUAGCUGGUGAAGAUUCUCUCAUUCUUGACUACUUUUACCUGUACGUCUUUUACAAAGACAAUUGGUGGAGUAUGUAUCGGUUGUUAUUUUCUGUCUUUUUUUUUCUUUUUGUAUUUUUAAUACAAUAAUUGUAAAUAUUGGUUAUAUUUUUGUUGAACUGUAGAAAUGUACUAUGUUUAUGCCUCAACAUCCAGUUUAUAUGAAGCUGGUAAUCAAUAAAUGCGAGAAAAAGAAAUUGACUUGUAGGUUUCAAAUGCACUUUUUUUUGUUGUUUUCCCGUCAACGCGUUCUCUUUGGAAAAUUGUUACUUUAAAUGACACUCGUCUAAUGUUUGCACAAGAUGAGACAUGGAAUUAACUUGAAAUGUGUAUCUGAUGAUAAUUUUUUUAACCGACAUCUGUCAGAAUGAAUAAAAAGACACUGAUGCCUACUU